Molecule: messenger RNA, 1544 nt
Organism: Bradysia coprophila
Lineage: Eukaryota; Metazoa; Arthropoda; Insecta; Diptera; Sciaridae
Biological process (GO): DNA recombination; DNA integration
Molecular function (GO): DNA binding
Source: RefSeq, a predicted model, not a curated record
UAGACAACAACCACAACUACACAGAACAUCAUAAUCUGCCAUAAAAUUGCUUGCGCUGGUAUUAUUUAACAAUAAAAUAAAAUUAUUUAAGACUGUUCGAGUAAAAAAUAGGUUAAAUUAACAGUACUAGGUCAUUACAAAAUAUUCUCAUCUGUCUCAUUACACCAAAGUCGUGUUUACAGUGUCAAUUAGGAAUGUAAAUCAUUUCCAUUAAAAGGCAACGAUACGAGAAAUAAAAAUGUAUUCUGGCGGCGAUGACAUUUCCGGACGCUACACACCCAAUGACAUGAUUGAAACAGCCCGUGUCGCUGUCCGAGAUCUCGUACCUCAAUCGUCGAGAGAUCGAUACGAAAAGAUGUACAAUUCGUUUAAGGCUUGGCAGGCAGUGAAUAAAUCAACAAACAUUUCGCAGACUGUUCUAUUGGCAUUCUUUCACGAAAUGGCACAGAAGCACAAACCGUCAACCUUAUGGGCGUACUAUUCAAUGUUAAAGACUACGAUAAGAGCAAAUGACAGUCUCGAUAUCGGUCAAUAUGUGCAGCUAUCGGCCUUCCUCAAAUCAAAGGCCACUGGAUAUUUGCCGGUCAAGGCUGGUGUGUUUAGCCUAGCAGACAUUCACAAAUUCAUUGAUGAUGCGCCGGAUGAGCUAUGGUUGGAUGUGAAGGUCGUCUGUAUUUUUGCCGUCUCCGGAGCGUGCAGUUCACACGAAUUGCCAAGAAUUCACUUAAAUGACGUUGAAAAUCAUGGCGACAUGCUACUAGUGAAAAUUUUGAAAUCCAAAACUAAACUCGACCGGUCAUUCACCAUCACCGGGGAAUUUCGCACUGUAGUGCAAAAAUACGCCGCUUUACGACGACCCGGCAUGGAAGAGCAGCGUUUCUUCAUAAAUUACCAGCGUGGUAAAUGUACGAAUCAAGUUAUUGGCAAAAAUAAAUUCGCUUCAAUGCCUCGCCGAAUCGCACAAUACUUAAACUUACCGGAACCGGAGAGUUUCACCGGUCAUUCAUUUCGUAAAACGUCCCAUACCUUUCAAAAAACAUCAUCCACCAUAUUAACCAAUGGAUUCAUUGACGGAACUGAAUCAACACGAUCGAAAGCGGCCCAACACAGCCUAAUGGGUAACUCAAUAACUCCACUCGGUUAUCCUGUCACAGCUCAAAAUUCCAAUGCCAAUGCCACAUUGAAUGGAUCGAAUGCGGUUCCACUAGCAGCCACCAGUUACUCCAGAGGGCCCAGAAGAAAAUUCGGCGAAAUAUACUGCGAUGACAUGGGCGAGUUAACAUAUCGGUGUACGGUGUGCAAUGCAGAAAUGGAUCACAGCGAUGAGUUCAGCCUUCAUUAUAUGUCACACUUUAGGGACGUGUUUCAAGGCAAAGUGGAACCGCAGCACAGACCAAACAUAUCACAAGUAGAAUAUAUAAUCUCUGAACCCAUUUCUGUAAUCAAAUUGGAAGAACCAGAAACGAUAAUAAAAUCGGAACCGCUGUAUUUCGAAGAGGAUGGAUAAAUUGAAUAAAAUUCGGUUGCACCGAUGAACUUUAUUG